AUGAUUCUUGAACGAACAAGCCUUAGCAGGCAACAUGCAGCGUCACGAGCCGCAGCAGAACUCGAGACCAAACAGGAAGCUGACGGCCAACGUCCGCUGACAUGCAUGUUUUACUUCUUUGCGUCUCAAAUGAAGCAAAACGUGCAGCCUCCCGAUCAGGAUCUCGUCCGGAGAGGGAAACUGGAGGACAAGCCAACUCAUCAGCUGGAUUCCAUGAUCGCAAGGCUAGCCAUGCAUGCGGCGUUUUCUCCUUUGAUUUCCAAAUUCGAAACAUAUCCGGUCGAAAUUCCCAACACUGCUCCUGCUUCUGCACGUCAGAAGAAUCGAACGGCUUCCCGAGAGCAAGUCCACGACAGCGUCAUGAUCAUGAAGUUUCGGGACAAACGGGCCCGUCAGGAAUGGAUUGCCACCAAAGAAUGGCAGGAUUUUAUGCGGGAGACGGAGGGUCAACAGGUCUUCAGGAGGAUGCCUCAUGUUCGGUGUGCCAGUAGCCUCAGGGGAUUGAUGGAUCCAAUGGAUAUUUUAACUGCUUGA
This is a messenger RNA of Fonsecaea multimorphosa CBS 102226, 534 nucleotides long. RefSeq lists its product as uncharacterized. NCBI's taxonomy places the organism in Eukaryota, Fungi, Ascomycota, Eurotiomycetes, Chaetothyriales, Herpotrichiellaceae. The record is from RefSeq and is a predicted model, not a curated record. The coding region runs from base 1 to 534 and encodes 177 amino acids. The transcript has a single exon.